GAAUGCGUUGGUUGUGCGAUGAAAACUUGAACGGAGCAAAGGACAAGUGUAAACGCGACGUGUGAAGAAUUUUCACUGAGUCCAUGUGUGUGGUCUCACAAUCGACUCAGCUUGGCUUGGUGUUUCAUACGGUCGCACAACUUCGUGAUACCCUCUUCCCUUUUUUAUAAAAAUGUCAAACUGUAUAAAAAGGAAACAAGACAAGCAUUGAAAAUAUAAUACAUAAAAUAUUAGAAGCGACAGCGAAACAACAGCAAAACACAGGCAACGAUUUAUUCAGGCGUUAACAUGAUUUGAGUUUGCUGGCAUCUUUUUCUCUCACAACUGAGCUGAACAGUAGCAAAUGCAAUACAAAAAUGAAAUGCAGGCUCAAUCCAGGCAUACGCAGAUGGAGUCAAGCGGAGCAAGCCGUAACGGAGACGGCGACAUCAGUUGCCAGUUGUGGUCAACAAGUGGCUGGAGCGAGAAAACAAUUGGUGUGGCUUGGGGUAAUGUUGCUGCUGCUGCCAGUUAAGCAUGCAAAUGCAACGAUAUCUACAGCUGCAACAACUUUAACAGCAAAGGCAACACCAUCAGCAAUUGCAACACCAACAGCUACAGCAGCAACUGACGCAAAAGGAGCCACAACUACAACAGCGGGCACAUCUGUUACCACUAGCAAUCCAUUCAAGGACAUUGUACGCAUUGGUGAUGGCAGCAUUGUCAAUCGUCUGGCCAUUGAGCAAUCGCUGGUAACCAUUCACGACAUUGCCACUGAGAAUUUGGGAACAUUGUGCAUCUCAACGCUGUUUCGACCGCUUCAAGUGCCGCUUAAUUCUGAACGGUUUGAGAGCUCUAGACAAAAGGCAGAUUUGGCAGCUUCGAUAUUACAAGAAGUGGGCAUUAUACGACAUGGAGGUCUGUCGGAUGCACUGGCCAAGGGCUUGCUCAGCGAUGAAUACAUAAAUGGUGCACGCAUUUUGGCUUUGAAUCUGACAAACGGAGCACUGCAGAGCUAUGUGUGGUGGGUGAAGAGCGGCCAUGAUAAGUUGGGCGAGACGCAGCGAUACGAGGAGGAGGGACUGCAGAUAGGCAAAAAACCGGCGAAUAUCUAUCCCUGGUUUGAUGAUGAGAGCAGCACGCCCACGCUACGCUCGCCUAAAUUCGCGCCCAGCCCACCAAAUAACUACUACAAAGGGUGGUGGACAUAUCCAUAUUUCUCAUGUGCCUUAAGCAAAUGGCUGGUAUCUUAUAGCAUUGCCAUACCACCAGUGGGCCGACAUGGACUGCGGGGCUUCAUCAGCGUGGAUAUCGAUGUCACCUGGCUGCGUGUCAAUCAGUGCGAUGCGGUGCCCUACCGUUUUGCCACUCAGCAGCAGCAGCUGCGCCAGAGGCAAACCACACGACGCUCCCCAGUUGCAGUCACUAGCAGCAGCAGCAACAAUGUGGACACCAUAAAGGAUUUGCAAGCAUUCCACAGCUCGCACAAAUGCCAUCGUGACUCCAUGGUGUGCGAUUAUCGGCAGCCCAGCAACGCAGAGGCGGCCACAAUAAGCAGCGGUAAAUUAUUGAGCAGCAUAUCGAGCAGUUGGUCGCGAGGCUCUUAUCAAUGCCUCUGCAAGGACGGCUACUAUUCGCUGCGUCAUCCGGACGGCUUCAAUGGCACCAUUAUGGAGAUUGCCUGGCAAGAGCAUCAGGACAAUAUAAGCAAUUACUAUACAAAUGUCUUCAAGUGCUUACCCUGCGCGCCAGGCUGUGAGACUUGCACAGGCCCAGAGCCCUGUCUAGCCAAUUAUCACUGGCCCUUCAGAAUAUCUUUGCUUACAAUUUCCAUUGCCUGCGCAAUUGGCACCUUUCUGCUGGCCGGAUAUCUCUUCCGUCAUCGUCGCGUUAAAGUCUUCAAGGUAGCCAGUCCCAUAUUUCUGAUGAUCACGCUCAUUGGCUGCGCCAUUAUGUAUCUUGAGAUGGUUGCAAUAUUUCCAUUUCUGGACACCAGUUGGUGCAUUGCUACAAAAUGGACGCGUCAUAUGGGCUUUUGUAUUACCUACACUUCGUUGCUAAUGAAAACUUGGCGGGUCUCAUUGACUUAUCGGGUAAAAUCUGCGCACAAAAUAAAACUGAACGAUCAGCAACUUUUGCAAUGGAUGGUGCCCAUUUUGUUAGUUAUGUUGAUCUAUCUGGGUACGUGGACUAUCUCAGCCACGCCUUUCGCAGAAGUGGUAAGUAAGAGAGAGAACCUUAAAUUUAAGCAGUGCUCGUAUAACUGGUGGGAUCACAGUCUGGCCAUCGGCGAAGUCCUUUUUCUGGCCUGGGGUAUACGCGUCUGCUACAAUGUCCGCAAUGCCGAGAGUCUCUACAACGAGGCACGCUUGAUUUCAUACGCCAUUUACAAUAUCGCAAUUGUAAACAUUGCAAUGGCUGCAUUCCACGUUAUGCUGUUUCCGAAUGCUGGACCAGAUUACAAAUAUAUGCUUGGCUUUGUGCGCACCCAAUUGUCUACAACGACAACAAUUGCCUUGGUGUUUGGUCCCAAGAUAGCGCGCGUGGUCAAAGGUCAGGGCGACAAAUGGGAUCAGAAGGCAAAGGUGCGCAGCAUAACGGCAUCUUUCUCACUUAAUGGAGUGGGCCUGGUGCCAGAGGAGUCACCAGACUUGUAUCAGGAGAAUGAGGAGUUAAAAGAACAAGUGCAAAAGCUUGCACAUCAAAUUGAAUUCAUGAAGACUGUACAUAUGCAGAUGAACAACCGGCAUUUAAAGCCCAAGCCUGGUGGCUACUUCACAAUCACUUCGACCUCAUUCCAAGCGCCUUUUAGUAAGAACACGGUAUCUACAGCUCAAACACAAACCGGCAAGGAGGAAAACAGCGGGCUGGCCGGCAAUGCGACGCCCACGAAAUGCAAAUCGCCCAAAGGCAAAGUCUGACGAGGUCAACGAAGUGUUAAAGAUUGCUCAAUAAGUGUGGCUGACCAACAUGGAAUGGUCGUAGACGAUGCAAUUGAUUUCAGUUUUAAACCAGCCGAGGCCGAAACAGAGACAGAGAAAGAGAAGCGUGAUGACAGCGAGGCCGCAUUGCUGCAACAAUUUCGCCGCCUCUUUGCACCCAUUGUGGAUGAGAGUCUGCAGCUGUACUAUCAAAUGAAUGAACAGUCAGACGAUGAUGAGGCGGACGUGCAACAUAUACGCAUACAUAGCACCGUAGCAAAACUAUGUGAGUUUACCAGCAGUGAGGAAGAAACUCUAGUGACGCAACUGCAUUCGCCAGAACCAGUGCGGAAGAGACACGAGUUGCCGGCGUCUCCCACACACAGCUCACUCUCAUCUACCUCAAGCAGCUGCCUGUAUGCGAUGCUUACGCCUACGCCAGAGCGUCCUGGCGGGCUGUUGUUGCUGCCCCUGGAGUCUCCGAUGUCUGCGGACAGUGAGCGACAGACCAUCACCGAGCAAGUGCAGCUGCAUGUCCCACCUGUGGAAUGCAGCAAUAACAACAACAAUAUGGAUGAGGAUGAGAACAGCAGCCACAACAACAAUAAUACCUCUUGUUCGCUAUCCUCCACGCUGACAGAUAGCAAAACGCUGGACGCACGCACGCCUAUUGUGGUGUAGCUGGAAUCUAUUGAUCGUUUGACGGGUUUGACGAAAAUGGAGGGCAACAGUCGCUUUCUACUUUACAUGUGAUUUGGUUUAUACAGUUUUAUUCGUUGAAACUACAACAAAUAAUCGCUAAAUGAAAAACUAAAUUGAAUAAUAUUUGUGUGUUUAUGUAAAACUUUCCCUCUGCAAAAUGUAUGAAAUGCUGUACUGGCUGCUAAGCAAGCGCACAUCCAGUUCAGCAUUCUAAAUGUUCUUUUUACAAAUGAAUUCAUUUAAGCUUCUUAAGCAUACGCCCAAUCAUUUUCAUUUAAAUUUUGGUUGCCAUCCAUCAGACAAACAAGCCAAAACAAAAACCAAAUUAUACACUUUGAGCAAAUUUUUUCCACUUCGGUCGGAUUGUUUCUUACUGGUGUUGGAGCCAGUUGAAAUAAGCUUGUUUAAAUAAGCUUAUCAUUUCGCAUAUGCUCAUAGAGCUUUGUCAUAGAGAUUCGUUAUUAUUAGCCUACAUUAAACUCUUUACAGCACAGGAAUUUUUCUUUUUGUUCACGUGCACCCAAUCACAAAAUCAAACGUGUUUUUUUUUUGUUGGCCUUAGCAGUUAGUCGAAAUUUAAUUUAAUAGCCACAUUGUAAAGCUUUUGUCGUACAUCUAAUAAUUAAGAAUAGCAAAGAGUCGAUUUUAGUGUAAAUCCCACAUUGAAGCUUUUAGCCUAACAUUUCUAAAAUCAUAAAAACGGUUAACAGUUGCGCAAUUUAAAUAAAUACUUGUGGACAUUACGUA
Drosophila busckii is the source of this 4349-nucleotide messenger RNA. RefSeq names its product probable G-protein coupled receptor CG31760. Gene Ontology annotation, biological process: G protein-coupled receptor signaling pathway. Gene Ontology annotation, molecular function: G protein-coupled receptor activity. The transcript is spliced from 14 exons. The record is from RefSeq and is a predicted model, not a curated record. Lineage: Eukaryota; Metazoa; Arthropoda; Insecta; Diptera; Drosophilidae. Gene Ontology annotation, cellular component: membrane.